This is a messenger RNA of Anolis sagrei ordinatus, 780 nucleotides long. NCBI's taxonomy places the organism in Eukaryota, Metazoa, Chordata, Lepidosauria, Squamata, Anolidae. The record is from RefSeq and is a predicted model, not a curated record.
AUGUAUACCCCCCCCCCCCAUCCCUUUUCCUGUUCCUACCAAAAGAUCCCAUUUGACCAGAGAUCCUGCAUAUUGUAUUCCUCCCAUCCAGACUCUUGCUUCCUGGACAAGAACCAGCUGCUCCACUCCAACAGCGGGCCCCUAAAAGACUCUAGCACAUUGAGCAGCUUUCCUGCAAAGCAACGGGAACGGCCUCGCAAGCAAGACCUAUUGCCGCAGGAAUCCCUGGCCUUCCCCAGUGGCCCAGGAUUUUCAGCCCCCAAAGAAGAGGCUCCCGGGGAGCCCCGCAGCAGAAGUGUCCCAGUGUCUGAGGGGCUAGCCCCACAGAUUUGGAACCAAUUGAAUUCUAACGCCUCCAGGAAAAGCUAUAGGCCUGCAUCUGUGGAGCCCUGGAUUGACCCCUUGAAUGCCUUUGAAGAGGUUGCCAGUACAGAGAUGAGCCUCUCCGACAGUGGUGUGGAUCUCAGCAGCGAUUCGCAGGUCUCUUCAGCCACGUGCAGCCAGCGAAGUUCUCCUGACGGGGGCCUGAAGGCCACACCGGACACUGGCAACAAACACAGUGGAGCCAUCGGCACAGGGAGCAGUGACACGACGGUUGCAACUGGACCUGAAGGAGCUGAGCCGAAAGAGCAGAGACGGCGGCCACCACCAUCCAGGGACUCCAGUCUGCUCAAGGAGAAGGUACAAAGUAGAGUUGGGCCCAAAUCACUGUUAACGAAAAGAUUUGUAGUUUUUGAAUGGCCAUUUCCCCUUCGUGUAGUCUGUGAAAGAUGCACAUAA